GCAGAGACGUACCACGUGGUCUCUCCUCGACCAACCUCUCCUCAGCCAACUUCGCCAAUGUCUGCGACCUCCACAGCCGACAUCGAAGGCUUCAAGGUCAUGGACACACCUCAGCAGACAUCCAGGGUAAAGCUUUGGCAACUGGUGCUGUUCUCGUCUUGCCUUGGCGUGCUGGCUCUGUCCACACUGGGCGUGGUCGCGGAGACAGUUGUCGGCCUUGUACGGGGCAGGCCUGUUGAGAUGGACGAGCAAGAGAAGCCCUGGGUUUUGCCCAAAGAUGUCGACUGCAAGGUGGACCAGUGGGCGUUGUCGCAGGAGUGGAGCGACGUGAAGCUGGAUGUUUGCUGUGGGCAG
Messenger RNA from Symbiodinium pilosum, 354 nucleotides. Lineage: Eukaryota; Dinophyceae; Suessiales; Symbiodiniaceae. The record is from the annotation of a GenBank genome assembly.